Phytophthora nicotianae INRA-310 is the source of this 528-nucleotide messenger RNA. RefSeq lists its product as hypothetical. Lineage: Eukaryota; Oomycota; Peronosporomycetes; Peronosporales; Peronosporaceae. The transcript has a single exon. Bases 1 to 528 code for a protein of 175 amino acids. The record is from RefSeq and is a predicted model, not a curated record.
AUGCAGACCGAAACUUCGCAGACGAAUGAAGCUCAACAGCUUCAAGCAGCGGCAUCAACUCAGGUCUACAAUCCUGCCUUAGAUGAAGUCCUGAACCAACUUGAUGAAGAGGACGAGCUGGCAUCGCACGGAGUUACGGACGACAUGGACUACAAGAAAGACCAAGGGGAAGAUGUCGUGGAGACGGGAGAUGCGAGCGCAGAAGACGAACCGAACGCACACCGAAAACGCAAGAAGAAGUUGAAUCAAAACCUAGUCCACCACAGCGCUGACGAAGACGAAGUUGUUGCAGGAAGUUUUCUAGAGGGCUUCACCACAUUUUUGGAGUCCUGGGACCUCUUCGACAAAGUAUUUGCCGCCUUUCAGAAGCAAACAUUUCAGUUGUUCUCACGUCGUACAAAUACGUCGGUGAAGGCACGAAACCGCAAGAUUGCGUCCGAGCAAGCCAAGCAAAGAAGAAUGCAGUAUCGUGGAAGGCGGGAGGAAUUCGGACAAGCGCUCGCGUACUGGCGGAACACUUCUUCCUGA